CCUCAAUCAGCUUAAACCUCUCCACCCCACACUCGCGAAUUUUCGAAUCAGAGAGGUCAAAAGAAAUUCUCGUUUUCUUUAGGUAAAUAGGAGAAGGUUGGCACGUUGAGAUCACGUGAUGGCGAGUGCUGACGUGGAGGCCGUGGAUUUUGAGCCGGAGGACGAUGACCUCAUGGACGAGGACGCGGCAGGCGACGCCUCCCCUCAGGCCCCUAUGCCUAAGCUCAAGUCCGCCAUCACUGGCGGCGCUUCCACCUCUAUUUCUGGCCCUAAGAAGACCAAGGGCCGUGGCUUCCGCGAGGACGACGCCGACCGCCACUCCCGUCUGGCCUCCCGCGACUUUGAGUCUCUUGGCACUGACGGCGGCCCCGGUCCCCAGAGAUCUAUUGAAGGAUGGAUUAUUUUGGUCAAUGGUGUACAUGAGGAAGCACAGGAGGAUGAUUUGCACAAUGCAUUUGGUGAAUUUGGUGAGAUCAAGAAUUUGCAUUUAAAUCUUGAUCGUCGGACUGGAUUUGUCAAGGGAUAUGCACUGAUUGAAUAUGAAAAGUUUGAAGAAGCAAAGAAUGCUAUAUCUGCAAUGGAUGGAGCAGAACUCCUUACACAGACUAUCAAUGUUGAUUGGGCCUUUAGCAAUGGACCCAGUACUGGAGGCUUCAAAAGAAAAAUUAUGAGGUCUGGACGGACACAUCGCUCCAGGAGUCCUAGGAGAAGAUACUAACUUCUUGUGCUGUAUUGUGAGGAAGGAUUUAUAACAAGGGAUUUGGAGAUUUGGUGCUUGAAAUUUACUGAAAUUAUGGACUUUUAGUUGUUUGUCUGAUACCCGUCAUCCUGUUUUUCAUGUAUGGUGUCUCUAAGUGGUGAUUGCUUAGUUUUCAAGUGCGGCUUUUUUGGUUUAUAUUUAACUUCUUGGAGUAUUGCUCCUCGCUAUUGUGCUCAUCCUUUUAUUAUUAAGGUAUUAGUGAGAGACAUCUUUUUAUUAGUA
Molecule: messenger RNA, 982 nt
Organism: Theobroma umbraticum
Lineage: Eukaryota; Viridiplantae; Streptophyta; Magnoliopsida; Malvales; Malvaceae
Gene: Y14
Product: RNA-binding (RRM/RBD/RNP motifs) family protein
Biological process (GO): RNA processing
Cellular component (GO): cytoplasm; nucleus
Molecular function (GO): mRNA binding
Source: RefSeq, a predicted model, not a curated record